AUGGUGUGCCCAAUUACACUUACAAAGUUCGUCGGGACAGUGUCUCUCGGCCUCUUGACGGGCCUUUCCUACUCCUCCGCCAACAUCACCAUUCCCUCCCUGCAACACCUCCCAACCUCCUCCACCGCCGCCCGCUGCCUCGACGAGAUCAAGCGGUUAAGCCGCAAACACGCCCUCCGGCUCGCCAACAUCGCCAACGGCUGCGUCCUGAUCGCUUUCUUCGUCUCCCCAGCCCACCGCAAACAUCCCUACCUGCUCUGGGUGUCCAUGGUCUCGACCUUGGGCUCGUACGGCGUCGACUUCUGGUUCCACCGGGACAUCGGGUUGAAAGAGUGGUUUCUCAGCUUGGUCCGGGAUACCCAGCUGCUUCCUAGCGGCUGUCUUCCGGCGAAGACCACCUCUCCGAAGAAAGAAGAUGACAUCGUUGUCGUCGAGGCGGAGGAUAAGGUUAACGGUGAGAGCGUACAGAAGGAAAUGGAGAAGGAACGUCUACUUCAGAGAACAAGAUCGUGGCUUACGGGGACUGCCCUUGCCAUGGCGAUUGUCGGGCUCUGGGGGGACAGGUUCUGA
Monascus purpureus is the source of this 570-nucleotide messenger RNA. Lineage: Eukaryota; Fungi; Ascomycota; Eurotiomycetes; Eurotiales; Aspergillaceae. The record is from the annotation of a GenBank genome assembly.